CUCUUCAUUGAGAAGUGUAUCCACUGGAUCUUCAAGACCUUCCAAAGUGUGUUUGGUGUGUGGAGAUGAAGCAUCUGGGUGUCAUUAUGGGGUGGUGACGUGUGGCAGCUGUAAAGUUUUCUUCAAGAGAGCAGUAGAAGGCACGUGCUCGAGACAGCACAAUUACCUGUGUGCAGGAAGGAAUGACUGCAUCAUUGAUAAGAUUCGGAGGAAGAACUGCCCAGCCUGUCGGUUACAGAAAUGUCUGCAAGCUGGAAUGAAUUUAGGAGCUCGGAAAUCCAAAAAACUGGGGAAGUUGAAAGGGCUGCAGGAGGAGCAGCCCCAGCAGCGGCAGCAGCCGCCGCCGCAGAGCCCCGAGGAGGGGACCACGUACAUCCCGCCCGUGAGCGAGCCCCCUGUCAACACAGCCCUGGUGCCCCACAUGGCUGCCAUCUCACCAGCACUCACUCCCUCCCCCGUCAAGAUCCUGGAGAGCAUCGAGCCCGAGGUGGUGUAUGCAGGGUACGACAGCUCGAAGCCAGACACUGCAGAGUACCUGCUCUCCACCCUAAACCGCCUGGCCGGCAAGCAGAUGAUCCAGGUGGUGAAGUGGGCAAAGAUCCUUCCAGGAUUUAGAAACUUGCCUCUCGAGGACCAAAUUACUUUAAUUCAGUAUUCAUGGAUGUGUCUGUCAUCGUUUGCCUUGAGUUGGAGAUCAUACAAACACACAAACAGCCAGUUCCUCUAUUUUGCUCCAGACCUGAUCUUCGAUGA
Messenger RNA from Merops nubicus (carmine bee-eater), 753 nucleotides. Its product is annotated as mineralocorticoid receptor-like. The transcript has 5 exons. Lineage: Eukaryota; Metazoa; Chordata; Aves; Coraciiformes; Meropidae. Gene Ontology annotation, biological process: regulation of DNA-templated transcription. Gene Ontology annotation, molecular function: sequence-specific DNA binding; DNA-binding transcription factor activity; zinc ion binding. The annotation marks the transcript as partial. The record is from RefSeq and is a predicted model, not a curated record.